CAGUUUGACCUUCUGACGUAGUUUUGUUAGCAGCGUCUUUGCUGACAGUCACGUUGUACAACUGAAAAUGAACUAACGUUUGUUUUGAAAAUUUAACGUUAACAUCGGACUGUCACACGGUGAGCUGUAAUUAAUUCAGUGGAAAGUGGGCAGUCUUUAAAGCAGAAAUGAGUUCCCAAAUCCGACAGAACUUCCACCAGGACUGUGAGGCUGCCGUUAACAGACAGAUAAACUUGGAGCUGUAUGCCUCUUAUGUUUAUCUCUCUAUGGCAUACUAUUUUGAGAGGGAUGAUAAAUUUCUACCACAUUUUGCAAAGUUCUUUAGCACACAGUCCAAAGAGGAGCGUGUGCAUGCAGAGAAGCUUAUGAGUCUGCAGAACAAUCGUGGAGGCAGAAUUUUUCUGCAGGACAUCAGGAAACCUGAUAGGGAUGAGUGGGGGAGCGGCCUGGAGGCUCUGGAGUGUGCCCUACAGUUGGAGAAGAGCGUAAACCAAUCCCUGCUAGAUUUGCAGAAAAUUGCAACUGAACACAAUGAUCCUCAUAUGUGUGACUUUAUAGAAACGCAUUUUCUGGAUGAGCAGGUAAAAUCCAUCAAACAGCUGGCAGACUGGAUCUCAAGCCUGCGGCGUAUGGGAGAUCCUCAGAAUGGCAUGGCGGAGUACCUCUUUGAUAAGCACACCAUGGCCAAGGAGGGCAGUUAAAUGUAGUUUCUUGUCCACGCACCUCUGCAUGCCAGCUAUGUAUUUAUGGCAUAUGUUGCCAUUGCUGCUGAGUUAUAUAUGCUCGUUAGCUGUUUGCAAAGCUCAAAUAUACCUCUUGACUUCUGUAGACCUCACAUCAUUUGACCUCAUCUUACGAACACAAAUUAGCCAUUGCAAACAAACACUAAAUUGUGUAUAGAAAUAAAAUGCUGGACAAAACCUUUAAUUAAAGCUAUGUGUCCUUGCAUAGAUAUUACUGAAUUUCAAAGUAAUAAUGUUCUUCUCUUUGAGCAAUAAGUGUGUCCAAAAGGAAUAUUUUAAGGGUUUCCAAUGAGUCAAAUUGUGAUCACUUGCAUUUAAUAGCUCUCUUGUUAUUUGAGGAAAACUGGAUAUGUUACACAAAAUGAUUUUUUUCUAACUGUAAGAUGCUCAAUACUUUAGCCUCUCUUAAUAUAACCCUACUCUCAUCUGCACAGUAGCUUUAAACCACCAGUAGUAGGUGACAUAAAGAUGAGAAUUACAAGCCAGAAAAGUUUGGAAAACAGCCAUAAACAGCAUGUUCUUAAGUAUAAUGUAGACUAUAAAUAGUUAUAGAAAAAACACAUUAAGUUUUAUAAAUACUUUAGUUCCCUUCUCCUCUUAGUUUUUUCUAUAUGUGCACAGAAUGAUGCAAAUAAAUGAGAUUAUACACAUUAACAGAAUGACCAUCAGUGAAAGACAUUUAUUUUUAGUUUGAGUGACAUAGUUAUGUAUUUUGUGUAACUUUGUAUGAGUUAAAAUGUUUUGUCGUUGAAGAUUGUUUUUAUUACGCAGGAUGUGUCUCUUUGCAGGUGUUUAUUUUAUUAUAAAUCUUUCUAGUUUUAAUUUUCAAACUUUACAUGCAGCAUGCUUGUAUAAUGACAGAAUAAAGCAGAAUUA
This is a messenger RNA of Melanotaenia boesemani (Boeseman's rainbowfish), 1619 nucleotides long. It is a transcript of the gene fth1b, whose product is annotated as ferritin, heavy polypeptide 1b. The transcript has 5 exons. Bases 168 to 701 code for a protein of 177 amino acids. Gene Ontology annotation, molecular function: ferric iron binding; ferrous iron binding. Lineage: Eukaryota; Metazoa; Chordata; Actinopteri; Atheriniformes; Melanotaeniidae. Gene Ontology annotation, biological process: intracellular iron ion homeostasis; iron ion transport. The record is from RefSeq and is a predicted model, not a curated record. Gene Ontology annotation, cellular component: cytoplasm.